AUGGCCACCGCAAAGCAGCCAAAGGUCAUUCUAUUUGACAUAGGCGGUGUUGUCGUCGUGUCUCCGUUUCAAGCUAUCCUGGAUUAUGAACUCAGUUUGGGAAUCCCACCUGGCUGGAUCAACUAUUCGAUAUCAAAGACAGCUCCAGAUGGAUUCUGGCAUAAGCUAGAACGGGGCGACAUCCCCAUGGAUGAUGCCUAUUUCGAGGGUUUCAACAAAGACAUUCAUGAUCUUACAAGAUGGGAAGCUUUCUACAGGCUCCAGCAGAGCAAAAACCCAAGGCUCCCAGAGGAUGUACCCCCUUUACCCAAGCUUGAUGGGCGGCGGCUGUUUAACGACAUGAUGACCUCAUCAACCAGCCCUGAUCCUUGGAUGUUUCCCGCAUUGAAGAAGCUACAAGAGAGCGGCAAGUUCAUCAUAGCUGCAGUGAGCAACACCGUCAUUUUCCCGCCUGGCCACCCUCUGCAUGAAGAGGACUACUUCAGUGGUCCCGUGAGGCGUAUAUUUGACGUCUUCGUUUCGUCAGCCCACGUUGGGUUGCGGAAACCAGACUCAAAAAUGUAUGAGUUUACACUCAAUGCGGUGAACAAGUUCGCCAUGACCCAUGCCAAGGAACAGAAGGGACUGGAUUUGGGAGAUGGUGUCAACCCAGAAGAUAUCGUCUUUCUGGAUGAUAUUGGAGAGAAUCUGAAAGCAGCAAAGAAGCUUGGGUUUCGAACGAUCAAGGUUAAUCUGGGAAGGGCGUUCGAGGCCGUUGAUGAACUUGAGCGUGUCACUGGCCUCAAGUUGGCAGGCGAACAUCCCAGGAUACCGAUCAAACCCAAUUAUGGCAACACAAAAGCCAAGAUAUAG
Molecule: messenger RNA, 852 nt
Organism: Pseudomassariella vexata
Lineage: Eukaryota; Fungi; Ascomycota; Sordariomycetes; Amphisphaeriales; Pseudomassariaceae
Product: HAD-like domain-containing protein
Exons: 2
Coding region: 1-852 (283 amino acids)
Source: RefSeq, a predicted model, not a curated record